Molecule: messenger RNA, 3111 nt
Organism: Penicillium paradoxum
Lineage: Eukaryota; Fungi; Ascomycota; Eurotiomycetes; Eurotiales; Aspergillaceae
Exons: 10
Coding region: 1-3111 (1036 amino acids)
Source: RefSeq, a predicted model, not a curated record
AUGGCCGAGCAACUUGCUCAGCUGGUGCGCGAGGUGGAACGCUUAGUCACCGCGCCCUAUGUGCCCUCGUUACAGGACCUCCAUGAUCUGGUUCAGCGAAGUGAAUCGCCCAAAAUUGGCUCCUGGGCGUUCUGCAAACCCUGUCAAGUUGGGUUAUUGGCCGAUGUUUUGGUUGAAGCCUUAUCGCGGUCGCGCGUCGCGCUGCCUUUAAUUACUGCAUUUGCAUCUACGCCAAUAUUUAGAGACGCUUUGCUAGAGCGUCAUCCGGUGGCUUUGGACGCCUUCCUAGAAAAGGCCGUGAAUGAUAAUGGCGAGUAUUCCUCGGCAUGCAUUGCAUUGUUCUCAUCGCCACUGCCAGCAGGCAUCGUGCCGCCCGCUAGGAUUGCCUCCUUAGUCGCGAACCUGGUGGGCAGAAUGGCACAGAACCCUUGCGUGAAGACAGUAGCACCUCUUCACGCACUCAUUUCUGGACUCAAGGGCUCUCCAAAGGUCUUGGAAGAUAUUCCUACCGAGGUCAUGUCCAAUCUUCAGCUGGAAUUCACCAAAACAUUGCGCAACCUGGACGAUCACAUGGGUAACCUUUUGUGCCUGGCCAUCUUCGCGCAGAUUACGACGGCACUAGACACAAAAUCUCACAAUCAACACGGAUCAGAAAGCCCAUCAUGGCUUCUCAGCAUCAAUCAUUUCUUUGGCCAGAAACGGGGCCUUAAGACACUCGACUUGGUCGUCUUGCGUGUCAUACUGGCUUGUUCGUCCAGUUGUAAUCUUUCACCUUCCGAAGCUGCUGAGAGUAUUCGACUGGCGAUUUGUAUUGCUGAUGCGAUUAAACCUGACCAGAAACAGGCUUGGAUAGCGGGUAAUUCUUCUAAGAUUGCCAAGCUGUGCGAGAAGGCUGCGAGGGACGGUCUCCAUGGUGAGACGCAAACUAUGGUAAUCGUUUUCUUGCACACCCUUCUACCAGCACAUUCCUUGUCCUCCCAGCUACGGGAGCUUGGCACCAGAGUUCUUUUGUCCAAGGAUAGCCAGGGGACUAUUGAAAUGAUACCCCAGCGCUUAAUCUCACGCCUCGCAAAAAGCUUAGCUGAAUCGGGAGAAUCUACCACCCGACAGCUUUUGACAUUUACUUUUGAUACCCUAAAAGCUAGUAGAUGGUCAGGGAUGGCUACAAUGGCAACAUUGCACUUGUCACACUUGAUAUUGGAUGGUCUGCAGGAGUCACAUCCCCAGACAAUACUCACUAGUGCCAACAACACAAUAGCCACUCUAAGAGAAGUUCUUGGAGAAGUGGUUGGACAUUUCCCCCGGCAGGCAAGCGAAAGCCAAUGCAAUGACCAGGUAUUAUGUUCAUCUCAGCUGUACACAAUGCAAAACAAGCUGUUUCUAUCCUUGCUUGGGCUUUACAACAGGGUUUCUUCAGCGCAAAAUGGCGAUGAUCUGAUUAUGAGAUCCUUUAUGGAGCGAGUUGAGCAAUCGAUGCUAAAGAUGGACUGUGCCUUUUCGACGACAACCCCCAAAGAUUUUCGUGGUUCUUUUGUUCUGCGUGACAGACCUGACCCUCAAUCCACUCAGAUCAACCGCAACUGGCGUUCCGGGGUUACCGACCUUUUCAUGCAGAAUGCACAGACCUCUCAUGACAGUAUGAUGAGGAAGAUUGAGGACACAUGCUUUGACCUAGAGCGUCGGUGUGAUGAUGUCGAAGGACCAUUGAGGGCUGCCGAGGAAGAGCGGGACAGAUUAGCUUACGAAAACGAGCAACUGAAAAGGUGCAAUGAAGAAUUGAACGAGCAAUCGAAAGAACAAACUAAGGAGCUUGAAACCAAGUUGUGGAACUCAUCUGAACGUGUCAAAGAACUUGGCGUUGAGAAUACACGUCUUGGGCAACUCCUCCAAGGUCAGCAUACACAGAUGGAAGAGUUAACAACGUCUCUCGACUCCGCACGAGAGGAAAUCCAGGAGCAGCGACGGAACUCUGAACAAGCAAUUUCUGCCGAGAAAGAGCGAGCCCGUUCUAAGGAGUUGGAGUUAAUGGCCACUUUGACUGAUAAAGAAGAUCAACUGGAAGAGCUUGAGGAGGAGAUUCUCCAUCAAGCCUCAGGUGAAAUGGCUACUUUAACAGACCAUGCUAAGACUUUGGAGAAAGAACUUGACAAUAUCUCAGAGCAUUUCAAGCAGACUAGCCUCCUUGCCGAUCAACAAACAAACGAACUCAAUCGUCUCUUGGCCCUGAGGGAAGACUUACGAACCGAGCUGAAGUCUGCCAAAUCAACGGUGACGCAACAAAAUACUGAAGUUGAGAGACUUCAUUCCGCAUUGCAAGAAUCCGAAGAGCGAUCGCGCAGUGAGCUUGAAAGGCUGAAAAGGGAUCAUGAAGCCGAGAUUUCACAUACUACAUCCAAGAUGGCGAAACAAGAGGCAGAAAAACGGGGGUUGCAAGCUGCUAUGCAAGCUGCCGCACUUGAUGCAUCCAAGGAUGCACAAUCAAAAGACAAACGCAUCCAACACCUGGAAAGAAAGGUGCAAACUUUACGAGAUGAACGCGCUGCAAAGGCACGUGAAUUUUCCGAAGCCCAACAGCACAUUGGCCGACUGAUGGGGGUGAUGGGGUUCUCUGCGAAUGCCCCUGAGUCAAACGCCUCUGUCAAACACCAGCGCACCAGGUCCUCUAUGAACCCUACCACCCCAGCUACAAGGAUUCCGGAGCCAAUCAGUGAUGAGGAAGAUGGGUCACAGUUCUCGCAAUCCUUUGGGUCUGUGACUUCUCAUGACAACGGGCCCACCCCAAAGCGACCAAGAGCAAACCCUAAACCCCAUGUCCCAUCCGAUUCCUCUGCUAUAGCAUACAAGAAAAAGAGCCCGCCGCUUACUGGCAGGAUCACUCGCUCUGCUAGGAAGCCACUAGCCGAGGCUGAUCACAACAGUCCGACCAAGUCACAGUCAAGCAGUGCAUCGAAACGCAGUCAGGUAGAUGAUUCUUUCCAAGGGUCACAAGUUCGGGAUAACUUGGAGGAAAAUCGACUACAAGAUCUGGAUUUGGAUAUGGAUCUUGAGUUCUCAAGGGAUUUCAUCUUUACAAAUACUGAUUUUACAAGAUCAGAGGAUCAGACAUCCUGA